Molecule: messenger RNA, 3552 nt
Organism: Cydia strobilella
Lineage: Eukaryota; Metazoa; Arthropoda; Insecta; Lepidoptera; Tortricidae
Exons: 1
Coding region: 58-3315 (1085 amino acids)
Biological process (GO): DNA integration
Molecular function (GO): nucleic acid binding
Source: RefSeq, a predicted model, not a curated record
AAUAAAAUUAAUUGUAAUCAUGCAAUUAUCACUAAAUCACAACAAAAUAUUGAAAAUAUGCUAACUAAAUUCUGGGAGACCGAAGAGGUUCCUAACAAAAAUAUUUUAAAUCAAAAUGAGCAGGAAUGUGAAGAUCAUUUCCUAACUAACACUAUACGACUAGAAAGCGGUAGAUUUUGCGUUAAAUUGCCGUUAACUGAAUCACCUGAAUGUCUUGGGGAUUCCUACAACUUAGCUAAAAGAAGAUUUUUAAAUUUGGAACGAAAAUUCAAGCGAAAUCCGACCUUGAAAUCCGAAUACACUACAUUCAUAAAUGAAUAUGCAGAGCUAGGCCAUCUGUCUGAGUCUAGCUUGCUCAAACCAAAUCCUAACUAUUUUUUGUGCCAUCAUGCUGUUUUUAAAAAUAGUGAAUCUACAUCUCUUCGCGUCGUGUACGACGCGUCAGCUGCUUCCUCCUCUGGCAAAUCACUCAAUGACAUUCUUUUGGUGGGGCCUAAUGUCCAGGACUCUCUCUUCUCCAUUCUAGUUAGAGCGCGACAAUACCGGUACAUUCUCUCUGGUGAUAUCGAGAAAAUGUACCGCCAGGUUCAAGUUCACGACGAUGACCGAAAUUUGCAAUUGAUAGUAUGGAGAGAAGAUGAGUCCAGCCCCCUUAAAACGCUGCGAUUGAAUACUCUCACUUACGGUACCGGAAGUGCGAGCUAUUUGAGCACGCGAUGUUUAUUUCAAGUCGGAGAGGAGCAGAGUGAUCAGCUCACCAAAACUAUAAUACAAAGAGAUUUCUAUGUUGAUGACCUGAUCACUGGAGCUAAUACUGAACACGAACUAAAAUAUAUACAAAAAUCUGUUUCUGAGGCACUAAAGACAGGAUGUUUUAAUUUAAGAAAAUACAAAAGUAACUUAUCGUCUUUGUUUGAAGAUUCUAACAUAAAUACACAAGAAAAUUUAAUCAUUAGUGAAUCAGCUAGCACUCUCGGGUUAGGAUGGAGCCCAGUUAAUGAUAAGUUAAGCUUUCCUGUGAAAGAUCCUAUUCCGAGUGAUGUCAUAACUAAAAGAUACAUUAUGUCAAACUCAUUUAAAAUUUUUGACCCACUAGGUUGUUUAAGUCUAUGCAUAAUUAAACCAAAAAUGCUUCUACAAAAAUUAUGGGAGCUCAAAAUAGAUUGGGACUUACCUGUUCCUGAUUUCAUUAAAAAGGAGUGGGAGAAAUUUGUCGAAAACUUACCAUUCAUACAAAAUCUCAAAAUAGAUAGGCGAGUUUUAUGUGAUUCACCAAAAUUGAUUGAAAUGCACGUUUUCAGUGACGCAUCACAGUCAGCCCUUGGUGCCUGUAUUUAUAUGAAGUCUGUGUCUGAAAACGGUGACGUCACUGUACGGCUGCUAUGCUCUAAAUCGAAAGUCGCCCAACUGUCGCCUACGACCAUGCCGAGGCAGGAGCUUGGUGCUGCGCUGCUGGCUGCCAGGCUCAGCAGGGCAGUCCUAGACUCUCUAAGAUAUAAACCGGAUCGUGUCGUGCAUUGGUGCGACUCAAGUAUCGUGUUGUGCUGGUUGCUCAAUAAAUCUGCUAAACUAAAGGUAUUUGUAGCUAAUCGCAUAAAUGAAAUUUUAGAAAAGACUAAAGAAUCAACGUGGAGGUAUGUGCCUACCUCUGCAAAUCCAGCUGACUUAAUUUCGCGGGGAGUGGAUGCCUGCCAGCUUCCAAAGCUGGAUCUGUGGUGGUUUGGCCCCACAUUUUUAACUGAAGAUGAAUCCAAAUGGCCAAUUUUAAGUAAUCUUAAAAUUGAUGACUUGCCCGAAACUAAAUGUUAUGUUGUAAAUUUAGAAACUCCCAUCGUAGACUUCGAAAAAUAUUCUACACUAAAUAAAUUGCAAAGAACGUUUGCAUAUGUCAAAAGAAUGAUAUUUAAUCUAAAAAAUCCUAAAAAUAAGCGAGUAGGUGUUUUAACUGUUGACGAGUUGAAAGAAUCGUUUAACUUUCUCUGUUUAGUCGCUCAAAAACAAUCAUUCCAAGAUGAGAACGAGAUGCUUACUAAGUCUAAACCGUUGAGCUCUAAAUCUAAAAUACUAAAGCUUUCACCUUUUCUAGAUAACGAUAAGGUGAUUAGGGUUGGCGGUCGAAUCGAUGCAUCUGAUUAUCCGUAUGAAAAGAAGCACCAAAUUUUGCUUCACGCGUCUCAUCGAUUAUCGAAACUUAUAUUUGCUAAUGUGCACAUAAAAAAUAUGCACGCGCCUCCUCAAUUAUUGCUGUCCCUUGUUAAGGAAACUAUAUGGCCAAUAAAUGGAAGACGCCUUGCUCAGCGCACUGUAAACAAUUGCAUGCGAUGCAGGCGUGCUCGCGGUCAGACUCUGACCCCAAAAAUGGGUAAUCUCCCAGCUCAGAGAAUAAAUGCGGACUUUCCGUUUAUAUCAGUAGGUUUAGAUUUUGCGGGACCUUUUUACAUUUUAAGUAGAAAGGGUAGAGGUGCUAAAUUAAUAAAAUGCUAUUUAUGUCUGUUUGUGUGUUUACGCUAUAAAUGUUUACACUUAGAAGCGGUUAGUGAUCUAACAAAAAAUGCUUUCAUAAUGACUCUUAGGAGGUUCAUUGCGCGAAGAGGCAAGCCUGCGGAAAUAUUCUGUGACAAUGGUCGAAACUUCGUCUCCGCGGCUAAAGAAAUAGGUCAAUUUAUAAAAGCUAAUCAGGAACCUUUGUCUGAUUUUGCACAUCAAGAAUACAUAAAGUUUAUAUUCACUCCAACUUACGCACCUCACUUCGGCGGUAUCUGGGAGGCCGGAGUAAAAUCCGCAAAGCACCAUAUAAAACGUGUAAUAGGCAAUAGUCAUUUGAUAUUUGAGGAGAUAGGAACUUUAUUUGCGCAAGCGGAAGCUAUUCUUAACAGUCGUCCCUUGUGCCCCAUGUCUACGUCCCCUGACGACCUCCUUUCCCUCUCUCCAGGGCACUUCUUAAUCGGAAGACCACUGACUGCACUGCCGUCGCCUGCACUGGAGAACCGCCAGGAGAUGUCUCUUCAACGUUAUGCUAGAAUAGAAAAGAUACGCCAGCAUUUUUGGAAUAGAUGGCAGCGAGAAUAUAUAUGCGAAUUACAAGAGAGAACCAAAUGGAGAACAAACACUGCCAAACUCAAUGUGGGUGACUUGGUUCUGCUCCAUGAAGAAUACGUGCCGCCGCUAUGCUGGCGCCUUGGAAGAGUUACGCGCUUGUUUCCGGGAGCCGAUGGUGUUGCCAGGGUUGCAGACGUAACCACAACAAAAGGAUGCGUACGACGACCACUCGUUCGCCUCUGCCCUCUACCAUCACCGGAGGACUUGAAGUUUUGAAAGGCUGUUCCUUUCAACGAGGCGGGAAGAUGUUCAGAUCCCUGAAGCUGGACUACGAUUGAAGAUUCGUUGCCUUCAACUUUCGAUAGGCGCUUACAGCGCCGCCAUUAAUAAUUUUAUAUACCUACCCACCCCUUGCAUCAUUUCAUGUCUACCAUGUAAGACGUUCAUCGUCAAUUAAAUAGUUUAAAAAUAUAAUUUUGGGUUUUAAUAAGUAUAUUAAGGCCCCGUAAUGUA